This is a messenger RNA of Lotus japonicus, 1212 nucleotides long. RefSeq lists its product as uncharacterized. Gene Ontology annotation, molecular function: metal ion binding; ubiquitin-like protein conjugating enzyme binding; ubiquitin protein ligase activity. Gene Ontology annotation, cellular component: endoplasmic reticulum. Lineage: Eukaryota; Viridiplantae; Streptophyta; Magnoliopsida; Fabales; Fabaceae. The transcript has a single exon. The record is from RefSeq and is a predicted model, not a curated record. Gene Ontology annotation, biological process: ubiquitin-dependent protein catabolic process. Bases 1 to 1212 code for a protein of 403 amino acids.
AUGGCGGAAGAGAAUUCUAAUGAUGUGAACCCUGAUGUGGAUCGUGGUUCAAGACCUCAUCCAACAACUAGGCCCACGUCCGAUAGAACAAUUCCGAUAUUCGAAGAAUUCAUGAGGCUCGGAACAAAUCGACGCGCAAGGUGGAAUUGGGAGAAUUUUCUUAAUCGUUCAACUGAAACUCAUGUUCAGGUUCCACAGGAACUAGUUCAUGUUCAUCAACCUAUUCCACCUAAUCCGCGCAACUCCUCCAUGGAAUCAAACAAUCCUAAUGUCAAUUCCAAUAGCGGAGGCGCAUUGCAGGCUGGAGAAGUAGGUGUUGCGGCUGUGACAUUAGAAGAAAAGGAUGAUGUUGUACAGGGUAGCUGCAAUGAUGGAGACUUUUUUAAGUGUUAUAUUUGUUUUGACCUGGCUAAUGAUCCUAUUGUGACUUCUUGUGGCCAUUUGUUUUGUUGGCCAUGCUUAUAUCAAUGGUUGAAUGUGCAUUCAAAUUCUAAUGAGUGUCCAGUUUGCAAGGGUAAGGUGAAUGUUAAGAAUUGUAUUCCAAUAUAUGGAGGUGGAAACAAUUCUCAUGUAAGUGAAGCAAAGGAUUCUGAUCCCAAAAUCCCUGCUAGGCCCCAAGCAAGUUUUGUUGAUUAUGUGAGGCAAACCUUUCAGGGAGAUCCAUUUUCACACCUUAUGGAAAUUAUGAUUCAGAGUGCUGGAAACACAGUCGGUCUUACUCAGGAUCCAUUCUGGCCAUAUAAUCCUGAAAAUGCUCGUCCUUCACAAGUUGAGGUUGAGAUUAUCGCUUCGUUAAUGAGAAGGCUAAGGACAUCACAAGACACGAGGAUUGAGAUGAAUUUCAUGGGGCCCCAAGAUGAUCUGGUGGGUUUGGUGAAUAACAAUGUUGGUGGAGGUUCUAGUAACCAAGAACACACUCCCCUUGUUGGUGAUACUUCAAGAAUACAUAAUUUAGUUCAGCCAAAUGAAUCAAACAAUGCUCGUCAUGAACAAGAUGAAGAUUCUACUUCCUUGGUGAGAAUGUUCAUGUCAUCUCGAGGCCUGAGGGUAGAUCUGGAUUUUAUAGAACCCCAGGAUGAUGUGGGUUUGUUGCAUAACAAUGUUGGUAGAGGUGGAAGAAAUCAAAAACGUCGCCCCCCUGAUGAUGCUUCAAUAGUACCUGAUGUCGAUAGAGGAGAUUAUCAAGUUCUAAAGCGUAGACGUUUCAACUGA